Molecule: messenger RNA, 2919 nt
Organism: Anopheles gambiae (African malaria mosquito)
Lineage: Eukaryota; Metazoa; Arthropoda; Insecta; Diptera; Culicidae
Product: serine protease 48
Exons: 3
Coding region: 1042-2130 (362 amino acids)
Biological process (GO): proteolysis
Molecular function (GO): serine-type endopeptidase activity
Source: RefSeq, a predicted model, not a curated record
AUGUUAUGACACUAACCACAACAAAGCUAUACGGAUUAGCUCCCGAGCGGACGCAGCCGGGCAUUAUCAGGCAGCCGGGCAUCUUUGAGGUCAACAGGCAGGCGGGCGGCAUUUCGUGAUGCUGUAUGGACACUGACAGGUACACACUAGCCUUUCCAGUAAAUGUGCUGUACAUCCCGUGCCCGAAGCUCGGCUAGAGUUCAGGCACUGCCCGGAGCCCUCAUGGCACGCGGGUGAUCGCUAUAGUUUACAGUGCCGUUAAGCAUCUAGGGCGUUACUAUACGCUUGUCCAAGAGUUUUCGGUUGGCAGUAAAACGCUCGACUUUGAACCUUCAGAUAUAGUUCUGGAGUUCCACUAGAAUUUCCAAACUACUCUCAAUGAAAGCUAUGAAAAAAGCAGAAGACAUAGCUCCUCCACUAAGCACUGGAGUUGGAAUUCUUGUAGAAGUAUCAUUUUUGGUGCCUCCCGAUUGAUUUCGUAAAUAUACCACAAUUCCUGCAAAGGAAAUUGAGUGCAUUAAGGAAGGGCUCCCCACUAUACUAUCAACCGAUCUAUACUCAGUGUCACAGAUGUCAAGGAUGACACUAAGAAGAACACGAAAAAGAGCAAGAAGAACAAAUGAGAGAUAGAUAGAUAGAGAGAGAGUUACCGAGAAAGAGAGAUAGAGAGAGAGAGAGAGAGAGAGAGAGAGAGAGAGAGAGAGAGAGACAUUGAAAGAUAGUCAAAAAAGGAGGGAAAUUGACCUGUUACACAGUAAGUUUUGUAGGUCGUGCUGGAUGUUAGCGAUCGAUCGGGAUCCACAUUUCAAUACUACCCACCAGUAAACCCAGUAGGCUCGUACGAUAGGCGUAAGAGGCAGAGGAAUCUAAUCAAGCAUUGGCCCCUUCCCUCCCCCCACCGGUGGGAGGCGGGGGGGAGGGAAAGUUGGCAUUAUCAACAGACCGUGUUUUCUAACCGGGGCUGGGGCCCUUUUACCACCAGUACCGGCUACGCCACAUACGACGAACGACGUCAACAAAGACCAAGAAUCGGCGGUGACGAUGAAGGCACCAAUGAAGGUACUGCUGGUGUGCUCUGCCAUUUCGAUAGCCAGCACCACCGGCACCGGCAAGACGCCCGAUAACAACCUGACGGCCCCGAUCAACUUUCCCGUCUUUUUCCGCAGUCGCUUCAAUCCACGCACGCUGCAGCAGAACGAGCGGCUCAUACCGGCCUUCGACGACAGCGAUUUACGGUUGUUGCUGCGUCCCCAUACCACAGCUUCCUCUUUUACGACGCCACAAUCAAGCCAGCGUGUCGAUCAGCCGACGACCGAGGCCGUGCCCGAGUCGCUGGAGCAGGAACCGGAGUGUGGCGACCUACCGCCCGGUGCCGAUGGUUUCCCCUGGGUAGCAGUGCUGGAGCACGCCGGCCCCCAGCAAGGCAGCCCGCGCAAGCGUACCCUCAGCAAGGGCGUCCUGAUCGAUCGCCAGCACGUCUUGACGACCGUGUCGAGCGUGCACAACUCGCACCCGACCUGGGUUGUGACGAGCGUUCGGCUGGGCGACGUCCCAACCCGCCGCCACAGCACGCACGCGGGCAACUCGAGCCAGAGAGCAAACGGUACCCAGCGGUACGAAAUCGAGACGGUGUUCCUGCACGAAAGCAAGGACAUUGCGCUAAUCCGGCUGGCAAACGGGGGCGUCCAACAGCUGACCGACUCGGUUCGCCCAAUCUGCGUACCGCGGGAGGACUACCGGCUGGAGAGCUUCAAGAUUUCGUCGCACGUCUGCCAGCGCAGCCAGGUGGUGUCGACGGCGACGGGCCGCCAUGGUAGCCGAGUCAGCCGGAGCAAGCUGCAGCCGCUCGAGCUGAUCAGUGGCGACGCCUGCAACCAGCUGCUGCGGCCGCAUGGUGCCCGACUGCCGGUCAAGAGCUUCUGUGCGCGGGAGUCGGCCGAAGAUAACUGCACUGGCUCGCUCGGCGGUCCUGCCGUUGCCACUGUCAGGGGUCGGUAUCACGUGCUCGGGCUGCGCUCCUACCUGCAAACCGAGACAACCGUCGAGGGCCUGGACAUCCCCAGCAUAUAUGUGCGGGUUGGCGGCCUGCGCAAAUGGAUAUCGGCAGUGAUCAAGGCUAUCGGCGAAUAGGCGGCGCGUUAUCGUCGCGUUCACUGAUUACGGUAUAUUCGGUAAGGUACUGCAGUGUCGGCGAGGUAGCACAGGCAUGAGGGACCAAUGGCUCAAUCAGAAUCUUCUCGGGACAAACCCUCAAAUCAACUUAUUACAUCACCUGCAUCUGAAAGAAGCCAGAACCUCAAAUCUCUGCAAUGUAUAAAUAGCACCAUCACGUACAUCUCCCAGACACGGCUACAUCAAUCAAGUACGCGUUCCAGAACGCUCCCAAGAGAUGGCUUUUGUUUUUUUAUUCGUCUUUUUUUUUGGAAUUGAAUAAUCAAUUUGUUCUCGAACAACAAAAUGAAUUCCGAUCGACUAUCAACCAUCUUUUCGUCGCACGAUGGUGAUCUUGUCUUUUUAGGUUAAAUGCCACGACCUCUCCCAUUCGGUCGCGGGCAUGAUAAGCAAAGCAAUAAAGCGCAUGUUCCCCGCCGGUUCGCUACUGGUCUACUGCCCAGAGCGGCCAAUCAAUGGAUAAUUCGCACGCGUUUGCUUAUGUUGGAGAGAAAGCUUUUUUUGUUUGUUUAAUGGUUUCUCAUUUUUUCCUGGAAUUCCCAGCCCCGAUUGGGUCCUUAUCAGGCGAUGCCAAUUUUAAACUGUCAAAUUAAAAUCUGCUUAUCGCACGCGCCAAUUCCCAUGUUUUUUUUUAUGUUCUUGUGGCAGAUGAAGAUUACUUACAAGAGAUUAUAUUCUUCUAUAGGAACAUGUGAGACAUCUUGCCAAUGGCUUUAAUCAAUAAACAAGAAUGCAAGUCCACGCAAA